Molecule: messenger RNA, 369 nt
Organism: Plasmopara halstedii
Lineage: Eukaryota; Oomycota; Peronosporomycetes; Peronosporales; Peronosporaceae
Product: pleckstrin homology domain-containing
Exons: 1
Coding region: 1-369 (122 amino acids)
Source: RefSeq, a predicted model, not a curated record
AUGGAAGGCGAUUACUCUCACUGCGAUCUGUCGGAGCCAGAUUUCGAGGGCGAAUUAACAAAGCGUAGCGUGUGGCUAAAAGAGUGGCGCAAACGCUAUUUUGUGCUUAAGGGUAACAAGCUUUACUUCUGUCGGGCGAAAGGUGAGCCUGCGCAUGGGCUCAUCGACCUAGCAGACUGUCUUACGGUUAAAUCAGCUGAAGAAAAGACCAAUAAGCGUUUUUGCUUUGAAGUUGCGACGCCCGACUCGACGUUUUACAUGUACGCGGAGAAUGAGAAGCAAAAGGAUGAGUGGAUUGGCGCCAUCGGUCGCGCUAUUGUCAAAUACUCCAGCUCCUUUACUGGCGAUCAAGACGACGACACUAAUUAG